UGUAUUCUGCAGAGGAGUGGUUUGCAGUCCGCGAUACCGUGGAGCAACUACUUGCCGGGGGUCGUCGCGGUCGCACCGACGCAUCCUCCAAGCAGGAGUCACGGGGCACCGCCGGUCUUGGGGCCGCAUCCCGCUGCAAGUCAUCGAGGUCACUCGGGUCAUCCGAGCGGUACCCCGGGCGGGGCUCCGGCCGCCGCCGCGCACGUAGCCAACUGCAACUUGAGUAUAUCUCAGCAACGGGAGCGCGAGGAGCGAGAGAUCCGGGAGAUCCGCGAGCGGGAGACCGAGAAGCAGCAACAGCGCUCGGGGAUCGAAGCCAGGGAUCACAUGCGGGAUCACAUGGCCGCGCACCACAGAGCCACCUACUACACGCUCACGGGUCACGCGAAUGUACCUACACAGGUGCCGCGACCCUCGAGCGUGCCCGGAAAGGUCGACUACCCGCCUCCGCCGGCGCACACGCGGUUGACGAAGCCGCCAGGUGCUCUUCACGAGAAAUCAUCCACUGUAGUUGGCUCGUCGCACAGCUCAUUACCGAAAGCCGAGCCGAACGUGAACCUGUUCAAUUAUUCGUCGACGUACCAGCCGUCCUGUCCGACGUACCUGCCGCCGCACGAUCUGAAGAACGAGCUGCGACAGUCGUCGUCAAAGUCUCAGCCGGGCAAGAGCGGGCUCGCCGGCGACCACGAGAGGGACCACCACGGCAGAGAGGUGCUGCAGAACCCGCCGUCACUGCUGCCGGAUCACAAGAGCUCGGUGAUUGUGAAGAACGAGGGCAGGGAACUGGCGAAAGCGCCGACGCCGCAGCAGCUCGCCCCGAUGAACGCGAGAAGCUACUUGCCUCUUCAACCAAUGCCGCACAAGUCAUACGAGCCGCCAUUCAGGAGUUUGACGCAGAGCCCGCACCAUCUGCAUCCCGCGCAUCCUAUGGAAAGUCUACAGGCGGCGAAGAGCAUCGUCUCGUCGGCGAGUCAUCAUCGGGGCGGUAGCGGCGCGCCGACGACGACGACGACGACGCAGCAGCAACUGCCGAGUCCGCACAGCCAUCCGCCACCGCCGCCAGCGCCUCCCGAACCGCGUCUGCAUUCGCAUAAUCGUCAAUCCCCGCACGCCCUGCCGUCGCAGCAUCCGCAUCAACCACCCCCGCCGCCGCAUCCUUCGCCACCCGAACCGCGCUAUCUCAACAGGUCGGAAGCAGCGGGUCUGCCGUACGGCGCGGCCAAGUCCACGUAUUCGUACCCGCAUCCGCCCACGGCCUCGCCGACGCCGUCGUCGCACUACACCACGCCGCCGCCGGCCGGCUCUAAGCCGAAAGUCAGCAGCCCGGCGCCGCCGCACAUUUACGGCAAGCCUAACUCCGGUAUCAUGACCGGCACGCCGGUCUGCCGUGCCUCCGAGCCGCCCGUCGCCGCACCGAUACCAUUGACCUCGAAGGCCGGCAGUUCGCCUUACCAGCAAGUGCCUCAUCAUCACGGGGCGCCGCCGCCGCCGUUGCCGCCGCCCGCGCAUAGCCGGCCGCCGAUUUACGACGGUCGCUACGUCGGCUCGUUGGCGAGCGCAAAACUGCCGCCACCGCCGUUACACGGUUCUCCACCAACGGCCGCCUCGGCGCCGCUUUCGAGGCCGAUCGCCCACCCCGCUCAUCCCGCUCAUCUCAGUACCAGUCCGCAUCAGCAGUCAGGUCAGACGUUGCAGCACGCGCAGUCCCAGAUCACUACGGCCUUCCAGACGCAACCGCUCGACCUCGGUGUGGAGAGAUCGGGCUCGCCCAAGAGGAAAGCGCCGACGCCAUUGUGCGACGGUAACAGUCAGCCGGUGUCGUUGGAAGUCUUCAAGAAGAGAAGAACCGAGGAACCGCAACCAUUGUCCUUGCAAUGCGUCGGCCAACCCGUUCUGUCGAGGGUGAGCGAACCAAGUCCGCUCAUUGCCUCGGCCGCCACGUCCAUCACCACGGUCGUCAAUACCGCGGCGUUGCUGGCACAGUCGAAUAGUCAAACGACGCAGGAGCAACGCACGGUGACGGCUGUGAGCCUGGCACCAGGCGCCGCUAGCGGUGACGGUUCCACGCGACCCGCCAGCACCGGUAGCGUUUGCUCGCUGAACCCCGCGCCAUUGAGCGCUGCACCUAGCCCAGCACCUAUACCCAGUCCGGCGCCAUCUACAGCUCCCAGUCCGGCGCCCAGCGCGCCCGGCACUCCCGCCAAAGUAAACCCUAGUACCGGGGCGGACAGCGAGAAGUCCAACAGUCCGGCACCGAGGCCGCCUAGCAGUACUAGUUAUCCGGGGCACAAGUUGAAGAAGGCGUGGCUGCAGAGACACUCGAGAUGCGAGGACGGCACCGAGAAUAUCAGCAAUAUGGUCAGCAGUGUCACGUUACCCUUGAAUAUCUCCAGGGAGACGCCGUCGUCGAACAGCAAGGAUCGCGACAGCAGCAACACGUCGAAUGCGAACAACAGCAACGCGCCGACCACCUGCUUACCUAGUGCGGUUAAUUCGAUUCACAAUAUUGGUAGCAUGGCGGUGAAUAGCAUUCAAAAGAGCAAGGUCACCGGCAAGAGUGGUCGGAAACCAGCGAACAAGGAGUCGCUGAACGGUCACGCCACGGACACUAGCAAAACCCCGCAAGAGGACUCGUCCAGCAGCGACCCGGAGAGGAAGUCGCCGCCAAAACGAAAGCCACCCAAGGUAAAACGAAAGAAGGGCGCCGCACGAAGGCAACAAACGGCCGCGGAAGAUCAGCGGAGGCGAAAAGAGGACAAGCAAGGCGGCGGAGCUGGUGCAGGCAGCGAGUCCAGCAACGAGAGCGAGGCGGGCUCCGCCAGUGACACCAGCGAACAAUUGAGCACCAUUCAACCUGCUUCGAGGGUUCGACAUACCACGGCCAAUUCCAACAAUUCCUCAGGAAACGCAGGAAAUAAGGAGCCGAGGAAACGUGGUAGAAGACCAAAGACUACGAAAGGCAAUGAAGUAGGAGGGGAAGAUCAGCAGCCUCGUCAGAAGAAGGAACGUAGAGACGACAGUACAAGCGGCGGUAACAAUGGACCAGGCGGAAGUGGCGGACGAGGUGAUCCCUUUCGUAAACCACCGAUAUCGCAAUUGAAGAAAACUGGGGAGAGCUGGCUGCAGGAUGGCGCUUGUUUCGAGGUGGCUCCAAAGCUAGCCAAGUGUCGCGAGUGCCGAUGGACGCCGCAUCAGCGCUCCAAGAACCUUCCUCAAAACAUCUUCUGCAGAUUUUACGCGUUUCGCAGACUGCGUUAUACCAAAAACGGACAAUUGGCAAUAGCGGGAUUCAGCGACCCACACAAGGAUGCAUCCGAAGAUGAUCUUCGAUUAUGGUUACCAGGAAAAGAUAAUCAAGAAACAACAGGAAAAGAUGACAAAUCGGAGAAAAACGAGAAAGACAAAGGUGACCGAGAAGAUUUAGAUUUAGAAAUGGCUCAUCGGCUGCUUCGACAGGUUGGCGAUCAAUUUUGUGAUCUUUUACAUCAAGAAAAGGACGCUCUUCAAGAACACAUGGCUGAAGACGCAACAGUAGCAUGGAAACGAGUGAUCCAAGGUGUUCGAGAGAUGUGCGACGUGUGUGAGACUACCUUAUUCAAUUAUCAUUGGGCCUGCGGCAAAUGCGGUUUCGUUGUGUGCAUCGACUGUUAUAAGGGACGUAAAAAUGGGACAAUCAAGUGUUGGGGCGAGAGUGGAAAAGACAGAGACGAAUUCUCAUGGCUUUUAUGCACGAAUAGACAAGCACAUGAACCGGAACGGCUCAUGCUCACGCAAAUUAUCGCUGGGGACAGUCUUUUGCGAUUGGGGCAACGUCUGCACGACUGUCGUGGAGAAUGGGGAAUCCCCCAACAUUGCGUUUGUUCUCUCGUAACUUCGACACAGUCCAACGAGAUCCUUCGAAAUCUGAUCAAAGGUGAUUCUGUGCUUGUUCUCAACGGAAAUGUAAAGGAUGCGAAGGAAGAGAAGAAGAUAAAUGAAUCUAACGGUGCAUCGGAAAGCAAGACCAACGGCGAGGAUAAAAACUCACCGCUGAACUGGCUAGCGGAUGUAGCGUUGCAGAAUCAGGACAAAAACGAAAGCGGUUCGAGUUCGGAUUCGGAUGAAGAUCGCGAGAACUUCUCAACAUUACGGGAAUUGCUCAUCAGGCCAUCGCACAAGUCAAAUGGUAGCGGCGGAUCCAGAUCAAAUUCGCCGACUACCAACUCAGCGGUGGGUGUAAACGCUACUAGCGGGGCCAGCAAUAACGCUUCGCAAAAUAAUGUCGCCAAAUCCAAAAAAUCAAAGAUGGAUACGCUGAUGAUGAGGGUAAUAUCCAGUGUGAUCGAGCAUAGUGUGAAGAAGGAGGAAAGGGAUAGUCUGGACGACGAAAAACCACGGGAGUUGAAGCAUUUUGUGCGACGUUACAAGUGGACUCAGCGUGGCCGAGAGCCAUUA
Molecule: messenger RNA, 4434 nt
Organism: Nylanderia fulva
Lineage: Eukaryota; Metazoa; Arthropoda; Insecta; Hymenoptera; Formicidae
Source: RefSeq, a predicted model, not a curated record